ACAUCAGAACUCAAUCGACUCAGAGAAGAUGCCCGCCGGAGAUAUGUUUUAGAUACGGCGCAGGGCGGAAGGUAUGUGAUCGUCAUGCAUUUUUUGGGGUGUAUAUUCGCGUGGUGUAUUACAGCUCUGCAUUCCUGUCGAGUUUAUUUCCGGUAGAUCAUCGUGAUGCUUGAAUAUUUAAUUGCCCUGUUAUCAGUCCGAUUCAGUUGUCAUGGCCUUCAGUGAUCGAUCGAUUAGCACGGGAUUAUGCAAGCCUGAGAUGCAGCUUUGUCACGCCUGAUGCAAACAGCGCGUCGAAAUAUUGUCCGUCCAAUUCAC
Suillus fuscotomentosus is the source of this 318-nucleotide messenger RNA. RefSeq lists its product as uncharacterized. The annotation marks the transcript as partial. Lineage: Eukaryota; Fungi; Basidiomycota; Agaricomycetes; Boletales; Suillaceae. The record is from RefSeq and is a predicted model, not a curated record. The transcript has a single exon.